Apis laboriosa (Himalayan honeybee) is the source of this 2443-nucleotide messenger RNA. It is a transcript of the gene PpD3, whose product is annotated as serine/threonine-protein phosphatase 5. The transcript has 8 exons. Lineage: Eukaryota; Metazoa; Arthropoda; Insecta; Hymenoptera; Apidae. The record is from RefSeq and is a predicted model, not a curated record. Gene Ontology annotation, molecular function: protein serine/threonine phosphatase activity; protein binding. Bases 245 to 1714 code for a protein of 489 amino acids. Gene Ontology annotation, cellular component: cytosol; nucleus.
CUUAUUUACUCAUAUGGCUAUAUUAUUUGAAUCGUAAUGAUCGAUACUUUUCGUUGCUUCUCGACUUCGAUUAAUCGAAUCGCUUUAUGGGGUAGUUGAGUAGAUUUCACGAUAUUCAGUGUGUCUGCAUAAAGACCGUUAUAUAAAAAAAAUUAUUUCUUUAAUGUGUUAUUUAUUAUCUACGUUUCGAUAUAAUUUAAGUCAUUUUACAUCGUCUUGUUAGUUUAUUAAUAUAAAUUGCAAAAUGAGUGAAAACGCAGAAAUUACAGGAGUAAUAUCGCCAGAAGAUGCAGCCAGAGCGGAAAAAUUUAAAGAAGAAGCAAAUGAGUAUUUUAAAAAUCAAGACUACACCAAAGCUAUAGAAUUAUAUACUAAAGCCAUAGAAUUAAAUCCUACAGUGGCAGUUUAUUAUGGAAAUAGAAGUUUUGCUUAUUUAAAAACAGAAUUUUUUGGAUAUGCACUUACAGAUGCAUCAAAAGCUAUUGAAUUAGAUAAAAAUUAUGUGAAAGGAUAUUAUCGUAGAGCCGCAGCUCAUAUGUCACUUGGGAAGUUCAAAUUAGCUCUUAAGGAUUAUAAAACUGUUACUAAAGCAAGACCAAAUGAUAAAGAUGCAAUGAUUAAAUAUACAGAAUGUUGUAAAACAUUAAAAAUGUUAGCCUUUGAAAAAGCAAUUUCUGUAGAAGAAAAUAAGAAAAAUAUAGCUGAUAUGAUUAAUUUAGAAGCCAUGGCUAUUGAAGAUGAAUAUACAGGGCCUAAACUUGAAGAUGAAAAAGUUACAUUACAAUUUAUGCAAGAUCUAUUAGAAUGGUAUAAGAAACAAAAUAAAUUACAUCGUAAAUAUGCUUAUAAAAUUCUUUUAGAUGUAAAAGCAUGGUUUAUGGCACAACCAAGCUUAGUUGAUAUUACAAUUCCUGAAGAUAGUAAAUUUACUAUCUGUGGAGAUAUACAUGGACAGUACUAUGAUUUACUUAAUAUAUUUGAAUUAAAUGGAUUACCAUCGGAAACUAAUCCAUAUUUAUUCAAUGGAGAUUUUGUAGAUAGAGGCUCCUUUUCUGUAGAAUGUAUAUUCACCUUAUUUGGAUUUAAAUUAUUAUAUCCAAAUCACUUUUUUAUGUCUAGAGGUAAUCAUGAAUCUGCCACAAUGAAUCAAAUGUAUGGAUUUGAUGGUGAAGUCAAAGCAAAAUAUUCUGCUCAAAUGGCCGAAUUAUUUACAGAGGUUUAUAAUUGGCUUCCUCUUGCCCAUUGUCUUAAUAAUAGAAUACUUGUAAUGCAUGGUGGAUUAUUUUCAAGAGAUGAUGUUACAUUAAAAGAAAUUCGAGAAAUUGAUAGAAAUAGACAACCACCAGAAGAAGGAUUAAUGUGUGAAUUAUUAUGGUCAGAUCCACAACCACAACCUGGAAGAGCACCUAGUAAAAGAGGAGUUGGUGUUCAAUUUGGUCCUGAUGUUACACAAAAUUUCCUUACUAUAAAUAAUCUUGAUUACAUUGUAAGAAGUCAUGAAGUAAAAAAUGAUGGAUAUGAAGUUGGCCAUGAUGGAAAAUGUAUCACUGUGUUCUCUGCUCCAAAUUAUUGUGAUACUAUGGGUAAUCGGGGUGCCUUUAUCACACUUAAUGGCAAAGAUAUGGAACCUCACUUCACAUCAUAUGAAGGAGUGCCUCAUCCAAAUGUAAGGCCAAUGGCAUAUGCUAAUUCUCUACUAAAAUUCAUGUGCUAGUGGAACACCCUAGGUACUGUUGAUAAAUAAAUGAAUAACAAUAACUGAAUACGAGUAGCCCAAUCAAAGUGUGCGUAAUAUAUUUGAUACCGAAAUGGAGAAGGUGAGAAAGGCUUAGGCUUCUCCAACAAUAAAAUACUGUAUUCUUUUUAGGAACAAGAAUAUCUUCUGUAUCAUAAUAAAUACAAUGAAGGUAUAAUAUUGAUGGGUACAAAAAUGAAAGAAGUUUGCUUGUUUUGACAACUGGCGAACAGAUGUAUCAAAUUUUCUUGUCUAUGAUAAGAACAAUGCCUCAUUAGCAAUUUAUGUUUCAUUUUAAUGAAAUGACGCAAAGAGAACGUUUCUAUUUUGUACCCUCAAUUAAACCACCUUAUUCACUAAAGAUAUUAAUGUUCACGCACAAACUGAAUAAAUGAUCUCAAUGAUCUCAACAGAUUAACUUAUAUUCUAAUAUUUGCAGAAGGUGCUGAACAUGUAAUGAACACACCUGUUAUUCUUUUAAUUUAUUCUUUAAGGAAUAAUGGUGGUUUUUAUAAAAUAAUAAUUAUUACAAAAAUAUCUAAUACAUAUGCGAUCUAGCAUGACUAUGUAGUACAAUUUUCCAGCCAGUCACUAUUUGUCACGUUAUUUGUGAUGACUACUUUUUCAUAAAUUUAACGUGAUUGGAAGGAUCUCUUUAAUCUAACAUUUUGUUUUUUUGUUAAUAAUAAACGAUGUUUAUAAUGUAUU